Molecule: messenger RNA, 1656 nt
Organism: Pseudocercospora fijiensis CIRAD86
Lineage: Eukaryota; Fungi; Ascomycota; Dothideomycetes; Mycosphaerellales; Mycosphaerellaceae
Exons: 1
Coding region: 262-1200 (312 amino acids)
Source: RefSeq, a predicted model, not a curated record
CGCGGAAGAGAUGUACAUUGUCUCCACGCCACGCCGCCUUCCCGAAACUUGGAGCCAUCUCGAACGUGUUACUUCUGCAGGCGGGAAAGCUUGGGGACACACGUCGCCAUGUCGCACCACAGCACUGACAGGAGGCAGGCAGGCAGUCCUACUUCUACGGCCCUGUUUCCAUUUCCUACCACCUCGCCCGUCCCACGCCUUCGCCUCUCCUGCCUCUAGCUCGAUCUCGCUACGCCGUUCGGGCGCUACUUCCUCGACACGAUGAGCCCAAUGAGAGAUGUCUCUCCUAUAGGCACUUCCCGCUUCGAAGCGCCCUAUGAAACUACCUCGGCCACUACUUCUCCCACGAGCAAUACGUUACCCUUCAGCAAGAGAAUCCGGCAACCGCAGCCCUCAGAUUCGCUCUUCUCCAGCGACACCGAAGCCGACACCGCGCCCACCAGUAUGAUUUCCUCCUCCUCACAAGAUCAACUUGACAGUCCGACAAGCCCGAUAAGCGUGGUCACGCCAGAAGAAUGGUUCGCGCGAUUCCAUUCAGACUCUGAUCUCGACGCCCUCGACUCCGACGAAUGCCCUGAUCGCGAAACGUUGGCCGAAGUCCAAGACAUUCCCAUAUACGACGCAGAAGGCAAUUCAAGAACCUUCGGAUCCCUCUACUACGACCCCUCUGGAUUGAACUACCAACGCCAACUGAUCAUCUUCGUCCGACACUUCUACUGCGGAGCAUGUCAAGCAUACCUCAAAGCUUUGACUGAAAGCAUUUCCAUGCAAGAAUAUUUCUCAAUCCCAAUCCCAACCCAAAUCAUCGUCAUCGGAUGCGGACAACCGGACCUGAUUCCUCAAUACAGAAAGUUCAGCGGCGAUUGUCCGUUCCCCAUGUUCGCGGAUCCGUCAAGAAUGCUGUUUAAGAGAUUGGGGAUGAAGAGUACUUUGAAUAUCGGUCGAAGUCGACCAGAGUAUAUGAGGAAUAUCGGCACCGCGGCCUGGGCGAAUGGACAAUUCGUGACUGUCAAGAGGAGUCUUCAAGAUCCGGACGGCAUCACGAAGAGAGAUGUUCUGCGAGGUGGACAGCCGUUGCAGGUUGGUGGGGAGUUCUUGUUUGAGGAGGGACAGAUUGUCUGGUGUCAUCGGAUGAAGAACAUGCGUGAUCAUGCUGAGGUGAAGGUUAUUCGAAGAUUACUAGAGUUGGAUGAUGGUUGAAGUGGCCGCGAUGAAUCUCUUAUCACCGGUUGAGUGCCCGGUCUCAGCUGCUUCGACGUGCCUCCGCACGAAAGAUGACCUCCGAAGUACCCGAUUAUGGGAACCCAGCACAUACCUCGCCAAACGGAUCACAGUGAAAACUAAGAUCCCGCAUUCUGUCCACCACAGCCCUCCGAACAACAACAUGAGCCCGACGAUUUCUGGCAUCAUGAACAUUGCCGCUACCAGAAUUUGCAGAGCUGUUCGUGGGUCCAUCCAAAUUCUCCAGAGGAGGCAAGCGCCGUCGAGAAUCAACAACGCGAGCCAUUUCAUAGGUGUUGUGCCUAUCGUAGCGCAGUCGAGGCACGUCGAGAGGUCGUUAGAAUGUGAGUGGUGGACGAAAGUAAGGAUAUGAGGACCCGGGAGCGCGAUGAUUCCGUUUUCUUUCUUGAAAAUCGAAAUUUGUUGCAGUAUUCG